Molecule: messenger RNA, 2801 nt
Organism: Pomacea canaliculata
Lineage: Eukaryota; Metazoa; Mollusca; Gastropoda; Architaenioglossa; Ampullariidae
Product: adenosine kinase-like
Exons: 11
Coding region: 142-1179 (345 amino acids)
Biological process (GO): purine ribonucleoside salvage
Cellular component (GO): cytosol; nucleus
Molecular function (GO): adenosine kinase activity
Source: RefSeq, a predicted model, not a curated record
AAAACUCGCGUCGCGGUUACAGAGAGCCUCUUUAGGCAGCGAGGAGGGCAGCAGGCUGUUAACUCUUCCUCUAUAGGGAUAGAUUUCUUCUUAAUAUUUAACGUUGUGUAGCAUUUUGUCAACAGCAGAUAACAUCUCGUCAUGAUACAAGAAGGAAUUUUGCUGGCCUUUGGAAACCCUCUUCUGGACAUUUCAGUCAAUGAUGAAAGCUGUCACUUGCUAUCUAAAUAUGACCUGAAAAGGAACAAUGCAAUACUUGCAGAAGACAAACAUCUUCCAUUAUAUGAUGAAAUGGUGAUUCAGUAUUCAGACAAAGUGCAGUAUAUUCCAGGUGGAGCCACUUUAAAUACAGUGAGAGUGAUACAGUGGAUACUUCAACAACCUAAGGUGACCACUUAUUUUGGCUGCAUUAGCGAUGACAAAAAUGGGGCCAUCUUAAAGAAACAUGCUGAAGAAGAAGGAGUGAAUGUGCAGUUCCAGUUCACACAUGAGCAGCCUACUGGCACUUGUGCUGUCUUAUGUGUGGGAAAUGACAGAUCAUUAGUUGCCAACCUUGGUGCAGCAAACUGCUUUAAGGAAGAGUUCUUGGAUCAGCCUUCAAACUGGAAGUUGGUUGAGAAGGCUCAAUUUUACUACUCUGCUGGAUUUCCCUUGACAGUAAGCCCCAAGAGUAUGCUGCGACUUGCCCACCAUGCCUAUGCCUGUGGAAAGACUUACUGUUUGAACCUUUCUGCACCAUUUCUAUGCAGUGUUUUCAAAGAUCCCAUGAUGGAGCUUUUGCCCUAUGUUGACUUUUUGUUUGGGAAUGAACUGGAGGCAGAUGAGUUUUCCAAAGCACAUGAUUGGAAUAUUACUGAUAGGAAGGAAAUAACUCUGAAAAUGGCUGCUUGGCCCAAAAAAGCCGGAACACGAACUGUGGUGAUCACCCAAGGCGAGGGUCCAGUGCUCGUAGCCAGAGGUGGAGAAUUGACAGAGUAUCCAGUUAGCAGAGUACCUGAAAAUGAAAUAGUCGACACAAACGGCGCUGGUGAUGCGUUUGUUGGAGGUUUCUUGGCACAGUUGAUCCGAGGAAAGUCAAUAGACGAUUGUGUACGAUGUGGCAUGUAUUGUGGUGACUACAUCAUCCGACAAUCUGGCUGCACCUUGCCUACCAAACCCACAUUCCAGUCUGAAAGUUAAUGACAUUUAGAUUUUAUGUUGUUAAACUAAUGGGGCGGAGUGUAUAUGUUUACAGAAAGGUAAGAGAAAGUUUAGAGAGGUGUUAUGUGUGUGACAGCCUUUAAUGAAGAGAUUAUAGCUGUCAGAAUGCUUUCCAUCUCUUUUUAGUUCCUUUUCUUUUUUUCUUUUUUUUUUUAAAGUGGAUGUUCUAUUCUUAGUUGCUGGCUCAACAUAACGCACCAAUUUCCUCUUUCUCCUGAUACUACGCAUUGAUGCCAUGCAUUUCUUUCAGUUAAUGAUUUAUUUCUUCAUUAACCUUACAAGACAACCUGAUGCAAACCUAAAAAUCGGGUUGUCUGGUAAGUAGUGAAGAAAAAUAAUAGAAAAAUUGUAUUUCUACCCUAUCAUGCAGAUAACUUGCAUAUCUUAUCGAAAUGAAAUUGGACUGAUAUCAAGCAGAAAUUUGUCUUUUCUAUUUACAAAUUAUGGGUCACCUAGAAUGGGUUUCAGCCGAUCGACAUUGGUGGCGGACUCUGGUUGAGGCCUUAUAUGCAACCUGAUGCAGGAAGAGGAAUAGAUAGAUUUACAAAUUAUAACUGAUUUCUAUUUUUUGGUGCCAUAGUUAUGAAGUAAGUUGAAGUUAAUGUCCUGGUGCAACAUAUGGAACUAAAAGGGCAAGUGUCAUUUCUGAAGAAAGUGGUGUCGAGACCCUGCACACAUGAAACCAUAUGUCUAGAGGCAGCUAGUGGCCUAGUGUUAUUUUUAUGCAUCUGGUGCACAUUGGUGCUAUAAAUUAUGCAUGGCAGUGAUUGGUUAAGUUUCUCAGUGCUAACUGGAGUGGGCCUGCUACAGGAGUGUUGCAAAAAUGUUAACCCUGUGAGGAGUAUGUAAGAGCAGAGCUGAGAUGGGACAACAGACGUGCUGGAGAUCUGAUCAGUGACAAGAUGGAACAAGUGAGAGCUGAAACUUGCUGUAGAGGGAUGCAGCCUUUGCAGGUGAUUAAGCCAGCUCAGUGAAGGAUAAUAUAUCUGCUUGCUCUUUUCCUUCAUCUGGUUGAGUGUCUGAGAAAAAGUUUCCUUACACCAUAUCUCUACCACCAUGGACGUGUAUAGGUGGACUGCUGUCUGUCUUCCGAGACCAACACUUAGCCUCUUGCAAAGUUCUUUGCUGUUAGUCUCAGCAAGCCUAAACAAUGAAUGUAACCAGAAGCUUUGUAUACACAAGCCUUGUUCUAGUAGUUAACUGGAAAAAUUUGUCUGCAAUCAGUCCAGUAAUACAAGUUCAUGCUACCACUUAGCCAAGUGAAUACGGAAACACAUAGUUAUAAAAUGGUCGCAAAGAUGCCCUAAGGUAAAGAAACAUGAAAUGAUGUUCACAGACUGUGGACAUUGCAUUGGAACUACGAAAACAAGAUGCUUUUCCCCAAUUCCUUGAGUUCCCCACUUUGCCCUGGGGCAAUUACUGACUCUUGCUUUAGAACUACAGUUCUGGAUAUGUGUUCCUAAUUAUCAUAUGGGAAUUACCUUGGUAAUUGGUGCUUACAAGAAAUGAUGUUAUGAGUUGAUGGAAGUGUGGUUCUUUUACAUGUAACCAGUUGUAUUUCUGUUGGGGAGGUGAUUGAAAAAAAUAUUGAAAGGAGCAAU